ACCCCCGCGUCCAGGGGAGAGCGCAAGGCCGAGGUGCACGGCCCCAAGCCCCGCGGCCCUUGCCCCGCCGGUCGAUCCAGCGCAGGCGCACUCCGCCCUUCGCCCGGCACCGCGCAGGCGCCGCUGCCGGGAGUGCUGUCAUGGCGGAGAAGGUGCAGAAGAGCGUGAAGAUCGCGCCGGGGGCCGUGGUGUGCGUGGAGAGCGAGAUCCGCGGGGACGUGACCAUCGGGCCCAGGACGGUGAUCCACCCCAAGGCCAGGAUCAUCGCCGAAGCGGGGCCCAUCGUCAUCGGGGAAGGCAACCUGAUCGAGGAGCAGGCGCUCAUCAUAAAUGGGUACCCAGAAAAUAUUACACCAGAAACUGAAGGGGUGGAGCCCAAACCAAUGGUCAUUGGCACCAACAACGUUUUUGAAGUUGGGUGUUAUUCCCAAGCAAUGAAGGUGGGAGAUAACAACGUCAUCGAAUCCAAGGCGUUUGUCGGCAGGAACGUGAUCCUGACGAGCGGCUGCAUCAUCGGGGCCUGCUGCAACAUCAACACCUACGAGGUGAUCCCCGAAAACACCGUCAUCUACGGGGCCGACUGCCUCCGCCGCGUCCAGACCGAGCGGCCGCAGCCCCAGACGCUGCAGCUGGAUUUCCUGAUGAAGAUCUUGCCGAACUACCAUCACUUAAAGAUGACGGUGAAGGCCACGUCCACUCCUGUCAAGAGCUGAGCGCCUUCUGCUGCCGGUGGCUGACUGGGGGUUUCGUCUGGUCCUGUCGAGCCCUACCCGGCCCCGGGAAGCGGCCAGUCUCCUGUCUUGCUUAUUUGCAUCCUUUAUUUAUUUUCUGCCGAGCGUCUCGGACCAGCUUUGGAUCCGUCGUCUCUGGUGCGCUCACUCUGUUGUACGUGCUUUGUUUUGGGAAUAAAAUGUCACCUCCUCUUC
Messenger RNA from Gymnogyps californianus (California condor), 926 nucleotides. Its product is annotated as dynactin subunit 6. Gene Ontology annotation, biological process: mitotic spindle organization. The transcript has 7 exons. Bases 141 to 713 code for a protein of 190 amino acids. Gene Ontology annotation, molecular function: dynein complex binding. The record is from RefSeq and is a predicted model, not a curated record. Lineage: Eukaryota; Metazoa; Chordata; Aves; Accipitriformes; Cathartidae. Gene Ontology annotation, cellular component: dynactin complex.